AUGCAGAUGGCGGCGACCACAACGGAGCCACAGGUGGCCGUGCCGCCUCACCACCCCCACGCGCACCCGCAUCCGCACCCACCUCCGCAUCACCCGCACCCGCACCACCACAUGCCGCAGCCGCGGUGGGUCGUCCUCCCCUACCCGCCGCCGUCCAUGGUGGCCGCCCCGCCGCCUCCGCCGCCGCAGUUCUCCAAGCACUACGCGCCGGGGCCGCCGCCUCCCCCUGCCGCGGCCGGGCGACGCACGCCGACCCCACCCGCGGCCGGAUCCGGCGGGAACGGCUGCGAGGAGAAUAAGACGAUCUGGGUCGGCGACCUCCAGUACUGGAUGGACGAGAACUACCUCCACAACUGCUUCGGCCCCAGCGGCGAGGUGGUAACAAUAAAAGUUAUACGCAAUAGGCAAACUGGACAAUCAGAGGGAUAUGGUUUUGUAGAGUUCUUUUCCCAUGCAUCAGCAGACAAAGCUCUUCAGAAUUUUACUGGUCAUGUGAUGCCCAACACUGAUCGAGCCUUUAAGUUGAACUGGGCAUCCUAUAGCAUGGGUGAAAAGCGAUCAGAAGUUGUCUCUGAUCACUCAAUUUUUGUUGGUGAUUUAGCUGCUGAUGUUACUGAUGAAAUGUUGAUGGAGCUUUUUGCUAGCAAGUAUCGCUCCGUCAAAGGAGCUAAAGUUAUCAUUGAUGCAAACACAGGCCGUUCUAGGGGCUAUGGAUUUGUUAGAUUUGGAGAUGAUACUGACAAAGCUCAUGCAAUGACUGAAAUGAACGGUGUUUAUUGCUCUACUAGACCGAUUCGCGUAGGACCUGCAACGCCUAGAAGAACCUCUGGUGAUUCUGGUUCCUCAACACCUGGCCAUUCAGAUGGUGAUUCAAAUAACAGAACGGUAUAUGUUGGUGGGCUUGACCCAAAUGUUAGUGAAGACGAGCUGAGGAAAUCAUUUGCCAAAUAUGGUGAUGUUGCCUCUGUCAAAAUUCCUCUAGGGAAGCAAUGUGGCUUUGUUCAAACUGACGCAGAAGAAGCACUGCAAGGAUUGAAUGGGGCUGUCAUUGGAAAGCAGGCAGUUCGCCUUUCGUGGGGCCGCAGCCCAUCACACAAACAGUCUAGGGGCGAUUCCGGCAACAGGAGGAACAAUAACAACAUGUACUAUGGUACGCCGUUCUAUGGCGGGUACGGCUACGCGUCCCCCGUGCCGCACCCCAACAUGUACGCCCCUGCGUAUGGAGCCUACCCCUUCUACGGUAACCAGCAGCUGGUGAGCUAG
Messenger RNA from Triticum turgidum subsp. durum (durum wheat), 1263 nucleotides. NCBI's taxonomy places the organism in Eukaryota, Viridiplantae, Streptophyta, Magnoliopsida, Poales, Poaceae. The record is from the annotation of a GenBank genome assembly.